Messenger RNA from Caenorhabditis briggsae, 843 nucleotides. Bases 1 to 843 code for a protein of 280 amino acids. NCBI's taxonomy places the organism in Eukaryota, Metazoa, Nematoda, Chromadorea, Rhabditida, Rhabditidae. The record is from RefSeq and is a predicted model, not a curated record. The transcript is spliced from 6 exons.
AUGAUCUACACUCAUUCUUCAACUUUGACGGCAUUGAUAGCGGUACUGUUGGUCAUAAAUCUUCUGAAUUUGGUUUCCGUUUGGAGAUUGGAAAACAAGUUCGAAGCCGACGAAGUGAUCGAUAUCUAUAACCCAAAGGCUCUGAUGGACCUUAAAGGGAAAUCUCUUUCAAACUCUGAAACACGCAUUAGAGAACUGUAUAGUGCAUCUCGGUCGUCGAGUAAUAAGAAUUUCUACAAAACAGUGAAAUUGGAAGCGUUCUGUGCAAUUAAAGAGAGAGUCGGAGACAUUGAUGAUGGUGGAAAAUAUGUUUGUCAUCCCAGAAUGGUUAAGAAGACUAAUUGCACACUUAUCUCUCUGGGUCUGAACAACCAAGUGACUUUUGAUCAGCACAUCUGGGACGUCACAGGAAGACACUGUAAAAUGUUGGCCGCUGAUAAGGAUCCUCAACACUCGGAAACCCAAGGAUAUUAUGAAAAAAUGAAUGGAGAGAUAUUCGUUGGAAUGAUCCCCAACGAAUUGACGAUUUCUAGUAUGAUGGAAAAAAGUGGUCGUAGAGAUGUGGACAUUUUGAAAAUGGACAUUGAAAAAGGAGAAUUUGGAGCAUUGGAGCCGUUUAUCAAGGAGUAUAGCGUUUGUCAGAUUCUCAUUGAAAUCCAUGGAACUCCUUCUGAGCACCUCAAAAUGUUGAAAAUCAUGGCAAGAUACAAUUUCCGAAUUUUCAAUGUGGACCCAAAUCCCUAUUGUAUCGAAUGCUCCGAGUACAGUUUGAUCCAUGACAGCUGUAUGGAUCAGUACGGUGUCGUCCCAUUGACACCGAUAAUUCCAAGAAGUGAAUAUUAG